AUCACUGAGGAGUAAGUCGCCAUGAUCAAAAUACGGCCGGUUGCUGCUCCCAGUUUAUUACGAUUUAUUAAGUUAGAACAAGUUUGUACAAGACCCUGCCAUCAUGCAGUGGCCCCUAAUGAAUACACGGACGUACCAAAAUAUCCACCUAUUGUGGAUAUGUCCAGGAGAGCCAAAAAGAAGCGGUUGAAAACUGCCUGGCAUGAUAAAAUUACUAAACUACCGACGGUGGAGCAGAAGCUGAUGGAGUUAAACUUGCCAAAGUAUUAUGGCUACUGGUCAGGUCACUUGAUCGACGUGUGCCCGAAGUUACUGGGAUUAAAUUUUAUUCAAUACGCCACUAGGACACACGUGGUAAAUGGUCUGCCUGAGGAGUAUUACAGCGAUGUGAAGAACGAGGCAGAGAGGUUGACCACAGCCGUCACGGAUAAGGUGGAACACUUAAUCCACCUCAACUAUAACUGUCCCUUGAGCAGACGGAGCUUUGGCCCUGGUCGUGCAAGUGAGCGUCACUCCACUCAAAACUUCUUGCUUGGCUUGCAUAGACUCAUGGCUUCAACUGUGGAUUCCACCGUGCAGCAUAUCAAAGAAUCUGUGGUAGAUAUGCAACCUCGUGUUGAAGCAUUUUGGAUACUAGGAGGUCUUCCCCCAGAUGAAAUGUUACGGAAAACGCGUAAGAACUAUGAACCAUCCAAGGAGUUGGAGAAUGAUCUCAUAGACAGAACCAUGCAAGGUGUGAGCACUCCACGUCUAGGAGUACGUGUGACUGAUGGUCUGCCUGAGGUAGUCUCCAGAGAUGAUCCAUUGGCCACAUCUGCCUUUGUACCUGACAACAAACUGGAUCCCCGGGCCUUUGGUUUUAGAUUUCAGCACAAGCCAGCUACUACAGUGACAGGAUUUUGGCCAGGAGAGAAAAAAGAGCACAGUCAACUGUGGCUCCAUAGCCGUGAGUUCAUCACUAAGUUUGUUGAAGAAUAUGGUGAACAUAAUACUGAUGUAGCCUUACAUCACAUGAUGAUCAUUUCAUCCUUUACCCAGGCACUUGCACAUGCUGCUUACCUUGGGUUUGGUCCAGUAACGGAGCUCACAUACCCAUUGGUCCAGCAGUCUGCUAUUACUGACGGGCAGCGGUGGAACUUUAGUGUGUAUCAGCUAAACACCUGCACCCUACACUCAGAUCUUGCCACCAAUAACCCUCACAACAAUAUCCUUUGGCUUGGAGAAGAGCAGGUGCUAUUUGAGAAUGGUGUUAAGGGGCUGAAUGCUGAAGUGCUUACAGCUCUGAUAUCCAUGUACCUCAAGAAGGGAAUUGAAAGAGACAACCCAACACCUCACCUGGGAUCAUAUAAGCAUUUGGCUGACCAUCCAGCAUCUGAAGAGUAUCGUGAGAUGUUCCAGAGUCAUUUGCAUGACCUCUUCUCUGGUCGUGGCCGCCACUUUAUGAAGCCAGAGAUGUACCUUUGGGAAAAAAUCUACAAGAAGGACUUCAAUACCCGCUUUUUUGAAGCCCGCCGACGUUUCUUUGAAAAUCAUUAUAAACAGAAGGAUCCUGGUCAGCGUCGCUUGGAUGAAUACAGCCCAAUAUAUAUUCCAAAGGCAAAGAGGAAGGACAGGAGAGUCAAAUAUAAGCCUAUGCUAGAUUCAGAAGAACUAUACAAAUAUCAUUAAUAUUAAAAGCCAGUAUUUUUGUGAAGGUCAUGGUCAUUGUCUCUCUACAAGGGGUACAAGAAUAAAAGAAUCUUAAGGAAAUAUUUAAGGUAACUCACUGAACUGUUAACAGCACUGGUAGUUUUCUGCCUCACUGUAGAUUUUUCAUUAGUGUUGGUUUUGAAAAGUUUUUUCUUAAAGUAACAUAGGCCUAACAUCUUGAAGUACCGGGUAUGAUUUAAAAGUCAUUAAUAAGAGUUCAAGGAAGACUGUCUGCUUACUGUAGUUACUAAAAAAUGUAGGAACCUAUUUUCUCCUUCACUCUGUUCAGUGAAUGCCUUGUACUGUAUCUGAAAAUUUCAACUCACUUAAAUAAAUCAUAUGGGUACAAAGAAAAAAGGUUAUAAUUUUACUGAAACUUAUUGGUAAAGUAAUACAUGCUCAUUUUCUUAUAGAUUUUGUUUACACAUUCAUCAAAUAUUUUAUAAAGUAGCUGGAAAUAAUAUAAACUAACACUGAGAUAGUUGGUAAGUUAUAUUGUAAAUUGUAUAUCCUGUUGUUUUGUAAAUAAAUGUAUUUGGUUAUAAA
Homarus americanus (American lobster) is the source of this 2235-nucleotide messenger RNA. It is a transcript of the gene mRpS30, whose product is annotated as 28S ribosomal protein S30, mitochondrial-like. The transcript is spliced from 9 exons. Gene Ontology annotation, biological process: translation. Lineage: Eukaryota; Metazoa; Arthropoda; Malacostraca; Decapoda; Nephropidae. The record is from RefSeq and is a predicted model, not a curated record. Gene Ontology annotation, cellular component: mitochondrion; mitochondrial large ribosomal subunit; ribosome. Gene Ontology annotation, molecular function: structural constituent of ribosome. Bases 22 to 1668 code for a protein of 548 amino acids.